Molecule: messenger RNA, 1537 nt
Organism: Mizuhopecten yessoensis (Yesso scallop)
Lineage: Eukaryota; Metazoa; Mollusca; Bivalvia; Pectinida; Pectinidae
Exons: 4
Coding region: 194-1525 (443 amino acids)
Biological process (GO): regulation of apoptotic process
Source: RefSeq, a predicted model, not a curated record
UUUAAAAUUACCAGAAGUUUGUAUCUGAGACAGUGUAUACCUUCUGUGUCGUGGAGUAAUGCUCGUGUACCAAUAUGGUGGAUCCAGAACCGGUGCCUGGUAGAUAAUACACUCAAAACAACUGUUCAUUACGUUACCACUAUUGACUAAUACAAGGAGCUCCCUUUCUUGGUGCAGACACUAGACGGGGACCAUGAACGACGCUCAACGAGCCGUGCUCCAGAAACAUCACGUGGAGAUAGCACGCGACAUCAUCGUCACCGAGGUCUUCCUUGGAGAGUGCUUUCAAAAUAGACUCUUCGACAAUCACCUUAUAGACAUCAUUAGGAAUGAUUCUUCACCCUCCUACAAACUACUGAAUCUCCUACCCACUCGGGGUCCGGAUGCCUUCGACAGAUUUCUGCGGAUUAUUGAGCCCGAGUAUCACUGGCUGGUGACCACUCUCCAGGACAGCCUGGAUAAGGAGCUGUCAAAACCUUCUACCCGGCCCAGUGUAAUUCUCCCCAAGCUCGACACAGCGGAAGGAGGUUUUGCAUCUCCAAGGCUGUUGUCAUUGGGGUCGCCAACAGAUGAGGAGGAGGAGAUGUCCGAUGUACGAAGCCGAGUCACAACUUUUAUGAGCCGCAAUUUUGGACUCAAUAGGAAGCUUUCUCAAGCAGAUAAACGUGCAAUAGAACAAUUUAUCACGGAUCAAGCAAAGAUUGAAUGUGUAAAACAACGGACAUUGUCAGCCUCUACGGCAAAUGAAGAUGAGAUAGAAAGCUCCGAUGUUUUUGAAUUGUCAGAAAUUGUGAAGAAAAAUCUGUUUGAUUGUUACAUAAAAAUGAAUGUGCACAUGAAGGCUUUAUAUGUUGGAGACGAUAAAGUGUUCGACGAUUCUAAUCCGGGUGUCACUGAAUCAGCAAUGACAUUCAAUCUAAUACAGCAACAAAUUGACGCUGUCCUAAAUCGCUUAGAAAAGGUGGAAGAUCAAAUAUCUCAAUGUUAUGACACCCUCAGCGAUACUGAGAGGACCGAACCUCUGUCAAAACAUAUCGACAGACUGGUCAUCCAGUUAAUCUCAAAUGAACAAUUGCUGGAUGACGAACGCAAAAAGACUGAAAAAAUGACAGAUGAAUUCUACAUUUUAUCAAUGAAAUACAAGAAAUUGCUUCAAAACUCACAGUUAAAAGAUGUUGAACUUGAGGUCAAGAAAAAUCAGGUGACAAACCUUCAACGGGAGGUAAUAGCACUACAGAAGGAGGUCGACCGACUCGAAGGGGUACACAAAAUUCAUCUAGAGAAGGAAAAGACACUAGCAAACCUCAAAGAAAUGGUUGAAGGUCUUAAAACUAGUCAACGCACCAUUCAAGAAGAAAAUAACACUUUAAACAAGAAACUGACAGAACAAGAUUCCCGAUCACCUCGGCGACAGCUUUCUAAAAAUGGACGGUAUACAGGAAUGACUACUACUCGUGCAAGACAGCCAACAAGGACAAGAAAAAUAAACAAUAACCUUGGAAAUUAUCGUUUUAAUCAACCAUAGUGCAGUCUCAGA